Molecule: messenger RNA, 1721 nt
Organism: Biomphalaria glabrata
Lineage: Eukaryota; Metazoa; Mollusca; Gastropoda; Planorbidae
Product: AP-2 complex subunit sigma
Exons: 4
Coding region: 146-574 (142 amino acids)
Biological process (GO): clathrin-dependent endocytosis; intracellular protein transport
Cellular component (GO): intracellular membrane-bounded organelle; AP-2 adaptor complex; membrane coat
Molecular function (GO): clathrin-cargo adaptor activity
Source: RefSeq, a predicted model, not a curated record
GAGUCCGUACUCCGGUCCAUAACUUUUAAACUUUACCGGAAGACUUGCAUGUUGUCGUAUAGUUUAGUGGGAGGGGUUUCAGAAUAUAUCUAGAUCUAGACAUCUACAUUUUAAUUAUUUGAUUGCUCAUAAUACAAAAAUCAAAAUGAUCCGCUUCAUUCUGAUUCAAAACAGAGCAGGUAAAACCAGAUUGGCUAAAUGGUAUAUGCAUUUUGAUGAUGAUGAAAAGCAAAAGCUUAUUGAAGAAGUCCAUGCAGUGGUAACGGUGCGAGAUACUAAACACACAAACUUUGUUGAGUUCAGAAAUUUCAAAAUUGUCUACCGUCGCUAUGCUGGUUUGUACUUCUGUAUCUGUGUUGAUGUAAAUGACAACAACUUGGUUUAUCUUGAAGCUAUACACAACUUUGUCGAAGUUUUGAAUGAAUUCUUCCACAAUGUGUGUGAGUUGGAUCUAGUCUUUAAUUUUUACAAGGUGUACAGUGUUGUGGAUGAAAUGUUUCUAGCUGGAGAGAUACGAGAGACCAGCCAAACUAAAGUUCUCAAACAGCUGUUGAUGUUAUCAUCACUAGAAUAACAUAUUUUAUGUCCUCUUGUUUUGUGCAAUACACAGACGUAGUUUUAGACUCCUACAGAUUUCUUUUGUUCAAGAUGUUUAACUUUUCAUUCACAGUAAUUAGCUUCUCAAAUUGGAUUUUCUUGCGCUGAGCUAAUCAGAUUUGUAUUUAAACUAAUUGGUGAAGACAGAAAAAAAAAUUUCUAGCUAGGCUGUUUAUUCUGGGCCAUAUAGAGGGGGGGGGGUUGUAAUCCAUGCAUACAUUUUUUAAAGUACACUUCCAUGUGAAAGAAAGCAUGCAUAAAUCUAACAUUAAUUUAGAUAGGAUCAUUCCCUGUUUUCUGUGUAAUGUAAACGGAACUUUAGAUAUGAAAAUGUGUGAACAAUUGUAUGUUGAUAUGUAUAGUACACAACUUUGAAUGAUUAGAUUGUGUAGCUAAUUGAAUGUUUAGACAGCUGUUGAUCAAUACACUGAGAGUAGUGGCUGUAAUGUACAUACGAACUUGUGUGUGUAUUUCUAAUUCUGUGUGUUUAUAACUGUAUGGUUCACUGUACAGAGAUUUCUCAUUGGUCAGAAUCGUUCACCUGGUGUUAAAGUGUGUAAAACAUUCCAUGUGAUAGAUUUAUUUGGCACUGCUAGUAUAAGAAUUACUCCCUUUACUGAAGUUGGGGUUUAACACAAAGGGAAUGAUUUUUUUUUAAAUGAUUUUAUUUGUAUUUGGCAUAGUUCAGUUGAGUUAGUACCAUAUAUUUGAAUACCAUUAUUGCUAGAAAAACUUGUGUGAUUUUUUUUCUGCCAUUAAUGUCUUAAUGUCAUGUGUGAGCUAAACUAAGCUAGCUCUGUGUGGCUCUCUGUACAUAUUGUCGUACAUACCAUAUAGUUUAGUAGAUGGAAGGAGGUCAUAAACGUAUGUCCCAGACAGUAAGGCUACUAAAGUAGAUAUCACUUUUACAGUGCUGCCAACUCUGUUAAUCUUUGUUGUUGUCUUAGUAGAUGGACAUUGUGUACAUAGUUGUAUUGGCGAUGUAACAGAUUAGAUUAUUGUUUAGAAUCUGUAUUCUUUUUUUUUUCUCAUUUAUAAUUUAUAUCACUGUUAUCUCACAUGUAUUUUAAUUUUUUUUUUAAUACUCAAAUCAUGAAGUAGUAAAAAAUAAAGGAAGAAAAUCU